This is a messenger RNA of Tricharina praecox, 3894 nucleotides long. RefSeq names its product P-type ATPase-like protein. The transcript has 3 exons. Gene Ontology annotation, molecular function: ATP hydrolysis activity; magnesium ion binding; ATP binding. Gene Ontology annotation, cellular component: trans-Golgi network; endosome; plasma membrane. Lineage: Eukaryota; Fungi; Ascomycota; Pezizomycetes; Pezizales; Pyronemataceae. The record is from RefSeq and is a predicted model, not a curated record. Bases 1 to 3894 code for a protein of 1297 amino acids. Gene Ontology annotation, biological process: retrograde vesicle-mediated transport, Golgi to endoplasmic reticulum; phospholipid translocation; endocytosis.
AUGUCCUACGCGCGCGCGGCUUCACCCUCGCGUUCGGACGUCUCCUCCGAUCUUGACCUCGAUCUCGAAGAGCUCGAUCCCACGUCGUCGUCCGGCACGUUUCGCCGCUCAAUCCUCGGGUCGAACCACAGAAGCUCCUUUUCGUCGCAUCGACGGGGGCGCAGCAGCGAAGACGGUGGUGCCGGCGGCGGUGGCGGCGGUGGCGGCGGCGGCAGCAAGGUCAAGAGUCCCAGUAGGAUAGCGCUACGAAACCUGGCGAUGGGAUACGGCGGGAGAGGGCGGCGCGGGGAUGCUGCGCAGGCCGAGGAGGAUGAGGAAGCUCUGUUGGGCAGGCGGCGGAGUAGUGUUGCCGACCACGAUGAUGAUGAUGGUCGCGGGGAGAUGCCCUUACUGCAGCGGAUGACGUCGCGCAUGUCGAUUCGGAACGGUGCCUCAUCGCCAUCGCCAUCGAUACAUCCCGACUUUACGCCUUCGACCGAGACCCGGACCGUAGUCCUGGGCGGGGGAGCUGCUCCGGCGCCCGCCAGUGGGAAAAAACCGCCGUCCUACCCCCCAAAUAUUAUUUCGAACCACCGGUACACAGCUUUUACGUUCCUGCCGCUCACGCUGUAUCACGAGUUCAGCUUCUUCUUCAAUCUUUACUUCUUGUUGGUCGCGCUCAGUCAGAUCAUUCCCGCGUUGCGGAUAGGGUUUUUGAGCACGUAUAUCGUGCCGCUGGUUUUUGUGUUGGCCAUCACUCUGGGGAAGGAGGCACAUGACGAUGUUGCCAGACGGAGAAGAGAUAAGGAGGCGAAUAGCGAGCCGUAUGAGGUGUUGGCCCUGGGCGCUGAAGACAGCAGCCCAGUAGGCAGGAUACGCGGACUGGGCAAGAGAAAAACGGCGUCGUUGUUGUCGUCGUCGUCGUCGUCGGCACGAGCGGAGGGUAAUUCACUGCGCUCCGAUGAACGGGAAAACAUGAGAACAGUGAUAAAGAAGAGUCGCGAUCUCAAGGUGGGCGAUAUUUUGGUGCUCAAGAAGGAUCAACGUGUUCCUGCGGAUGUGGUAAUAUUGAAGUCAUUAUCGAACGAGGUAGAGACCGCCGACGACCCUGUGCCCCAAGACAGUGAUGCUGCCGGGGAGGCUUUUAUUCGGACCGACCAGCUCGACGGGGAGACAGAUUGGAAGCUUAGAGUCGCCCCUCCACUCUCCCAUGGACUACCCACCGCGAAAUUUGAGACUCUACGGAUCACUGCCUCGGCGCCAUCGAGAGAGGUCAACAGCUUCGUGGGCACUCUUGAGUAUCCUGGAUCCGGCCUCACCGCGGAAGGGUCCGGGAGUACUGCACAAUACCAGAAAUCUGCGUCCGUUGGACUGUCCAUUGAUAAUACUGCGUGGGCAAACACUGUGCUUGCCAGUAACUCGGCCACGCUGGCGGCUGUCAUUUACACGGGCCCGGAAACCCGUGCAGCGCUGUCGACAUCGAAAGGACGGAGCAAGAGUGGACUUUUGGAGAAGGAAAUCAAUAACCUAACCAAGAUCUUAUGUAUUCUCACCUUUACUCUAUCCAUCGUGUUGGUCGCCCUCGAAGGCCUCAAGAAUCACCCCAAUAACCCCGGCGUCAAGAAUCCCGAACAGCCCGGAGAGGUUGUCAGUGGACCUUGGUACAUCAAAAUCAUGCGGUUUCUCAUCCUGUUCUCCACCAUCAUUCCCAUCUCCCUCCGUGUUAAUCUGGACAUGGGGAAGAGCGCGUAUGCCUGGUUCAUCGAGAAGGACAAGGACAUUGAGGGAACGGUCGUGCGGACGUCGACCAUCCCCGAGGAGCUCGGCCGGGUCGAAUACCUGCUCAGCGACAAAACCGGAACCCUGACGCAGAAUGACAUGGAGCUGAAAAAGGUGCACGUUGGAACCGUCAGCUAUGCCGGCGAGGCCAUGGACGAAGUUGCGGAAUUCGUGCGCCAGGGCUUCUCCCAGACAACGGCGGAAACAUCGCUCGUCACUCCCUCGACCAGUGCUGCUCCGCAUGCCAGUGGCACGCGCACGCGCAGGGAGAUUGGGUCCCGCGUCAGAGAUGUUGUGCUCGCGUUGGCGCUGUGCCAUAAUGUUACGCCGACCACCGCUACGGAGGAGGGUCAGACCGAGGCGGUUACGACAUACCAAGCGUCGAGUCCCGAUGAGAUUGCUAUCGUGAGCUGGACCGAGAGCGUGGGAUUGCGGCUCGUCCAUCGCGAUAGAACGGGAAUGAAACUGGUCAGCGCUGAUACCGGAGAGGUCGUUGUUCGUGUCAAGAUUUUGGAAGUGUUUCCUUUCACCAGUGAAGGGAAGCGGAUGGGCAUCGUCGUCCAGUUCCUCGGGGGAAAAAGUAGUGAGAAGAAGAAGGAGCAGGAGCAGGAUCUUCUCGGCGAUCAUAUCGAAGAGGAUGGAGCUUCGUCAGACGAGGAUUCCGGCGACAUCUGGUUCUUCCAGAAGGGUGCGGAUACCAUCAUGAGCUCCAUUGUGGCUAGCAAUGACUGGCUGGAUGAGGAGUGCGGAAACAUGGCCAGGGAAGGACUGCGAACGCUCGUCAUCGGACGGAAGCGGUUGAGUGCACACCGCUACCAGGAAUUCUCGGCAAAGUACAAGGCUGCCUCUCUGCUCCUCCAGAACAGGGACAAGGAGAUGGAGAAAGUCGUUCAGGAAUACUUGGAACACGAUCUGGAAUUACUGGGAGUCACCGGAGUCGAGGAUAAACUGCAGAAGGAUGUCAAACCUAGCUUGGAACUCCUACGAAAUGCGGGUAUCAAGAUCUGGAUGUUGACGGGAGACAAAGUCGAAACCGCGCGGUGUGUCGCCGUUAGCGCAAAGUUGGUUGCGAGGGGGCAGUACAUUCAUACCAUCGCCAAACUGAAACGGAAAGAUCUCGCGUACGAUGCGUUGGAAUUCCUACGCAACAAGACGGACUGCUGCCUCCUCAUCGACGGAGAAUCUCUGGCUCUGUUCCUCGAUAACUACCGGGAUGAAUUCAUCUCUCUGGCCGUCCAGCUUCCCGCCGUAGUCGCAUGCCGCUGCACACCCACCCAGAAAGCCGACGUUGCCCGUCUGAUCCGUGAAUUCACCAAGAAACGCAUCUGCUGUAUCGGCGACGGAGGUAACGACGUGUCGAUGAUCCAGGCUGCCGAUGUGGGUGUCGGUAUCGUCGGUAAGGAGGGUCGGCAGGCCUCGCUGGCAGCAGAUUUCUCCAUCACGCAGUUCUGCCAUCUCACGAAGCUGUUGGUCUGGCACGGAAGGAAUUCUUAUAAGCGCAGCGCGAAGUUGGCCCAGUUCGUGAUGCAUCGUGGUCUGGUGAUUUCUGUGUGCCAGACCAUGUUCAGUAUCGCGAGUAAAUUCGAGCCUAUCGCCCUGUACCAAGGAUGGCUACUCGUUGGCUACGCGACAUUGUACACCAUGGCCCCGGUCUUCUCGCUCGUCCUUGACCGUGACGUCGAUGAGCACCUUGCCAACCUCUAUCCCGAACUCUACAAAGAGCUCACGGAAGGCCGCUCGCUCAGCUAUCGCACCUUCUUCGUCUGGGUACUCGUCUCGGUCUAUCAAGGCGGGGUAAUCCAAGGCCUCUCUCAGAUCCUCGUUGGACUCGACCAAUUCAAGCGGAUGGUAACGGUAUCAUUCACGGUGCUCGUGCUAAACGAGCUGAUCAUGGUCGCUCUCGAGAUCACCACAUGGCAUCUAUGGAUGGUUCUCGCCGAGGUGGGCACGGCAAUCGCGUUCGUCUGUUCCAUCCCGUUCCUGGGAGACUACUUUGAGCUCGAUUACGUGCUCACCCUCGGCUUCCUGUGGCGCGUCGUCGUCAUCAGCUCCAUCAGUCUUAUCCCCCCCUGGGUGGUCAAGGCGGUCCGCAGAAGACUCAAGCCGCCGAGUUAUGCGAAGGUGCAGGGGAUUUGA